Messenger RNA from Varroa destructor (honeybee mite), 620 nucleotides. It is a transcript of the gene RpLP2, whose product is annotated as ribosomal protein LP2. Gene Ontology annotation, molecular function: structural constituent of ribosome. NCBI's taxonomy places the organism in Eukaryota, Metazoa, Arthropoda, Arachnida, Mesostigmata, Varroidae. Gene Ontology annotation, cellular component: cytosolic large ribosomal subunit; ribosome. Gene Ontology annotation, biological process: cytoplasmic translational elongation; translation. The record is from RefSeq and is a predicted model, not a curated record.
UCGGCCUCUUUGCUUGUUACCUUUGUGCGGUCGCGUUUCGUGUCGUAUCCGACUUAAAAAUGCGUUACGUCGCCGCCUACCUGCUCGCCGGUCUCGGGGGUAAUGCGAACCCCAGCGCUGCUGAUAUCGAAAAAAUUCUGUCCUCUGUGGGUAUCGAGGUCGACAAGGACAAGCUCAAAAAGGUUGUCAGUGAAAUGAAUGGCAAGGACAUACAGGAACUGAUCAGAGAAGGAUCAGAAAAACUCGCCUCGGUACCUGCGGGCGGUAGUGCCCCCGCUGCUGGUGGGGCAGCCGCGGCCCCCGCCGCCAGCGCCGAGGCAGAAAAGAAGGAGGAUAAGAAGGAAGAGGAGGAGGAGGAAGAGGACGAGGACAUGGGAUUCGGUCUCUUUGACUAAAUCAUUGUUUGCCGUUAACGCCGUCGCCCGCGUGAUUCGCAUGGUCGACGAUCAACGACAUGGAGGACGGUUCACCAUGAGAUGGCGACGACCACUAUUUUUGUGAAAAUGGCUGUUACCAUUCGGUGAUAAAUCCUCAGCGCCGUCGAGCUGCUAAGGCAGCAAUGAACACGGUGAAAAAAAUAAAGUUCUAUCGGAGAGGAGCUCCUCUCAUGUUUUUUUUGA